AUUUCCAUUUUCCGAGGCCAAAAAUAAAAGUUCUUUCCAAAAAAUAUUUUCACUUCUCUCUCUCUUUUUUUUUUUUUUCCAAUUUCAUAAUCAGAAACGUACAAUUCAAAAUCGAAAAGGUUUUUAUAAUAUAAUCAAAUGAUGUUCAUGCGAUAGUCUCUCACUCUCCCUCACAUUCUCUCUGCCAACUUUCUCGUUGGAGUUCUUUAAUCAGGUGGCGGAAUUCAACUGUUUGUGCAGGUAUUUCCUGCGAGGGCAUUGAUGGGUGCUCCUAAGCAAAAGUGGACUGCAGAGGAAGAGGCUGCCCUAAAAGCUGGAGUGCUUAAGCAUGGGACAGGUAAAUGGCGUACGAUACUUAUGGAUCCUGAGUUCAGUGCCAUCUUGCGGUUACGCUCAAAUGUCGAUUUGAAGGAUAAAUGGAGAAAUAUUAAUGUGACUGCAAUAUGGGGAUCCAGACAGAAGGCCAAGCUUGCCCUCAAAAAGAGUCCACAGACUCCUAAACGUGAUGAGAAUCCAAAGGCUUUGAGCAGUGUAGUCCAGGGAAACGAAGAAAUUGUUGAUGCUAAGCCUAUAGCAGUUUCUAAUGGAACACCAAAGAAUGUUGGUUCAAAAGAACUAUUGGCAAGGUUGGAUAAUCUAAUUUUAGAAGCUAUUACAACAUUGAGGGAGCCAAGCGGUUCUGACAGGCCUUCUAUUGCUUUGUACAUAGAGGAGAAAUACUGGGCUCCCCCAAACCUUAUGAAGCUAUUGGCAGGAAAGCUAAAGCUUCUGACUGCAAGUGGAAAAUUGAUCAAGGUAAAGCAUAAAUACAGGAUUGCUCCUAGUUCAGCAGUUUCUGAAGGAAGAAGAAGCUCUCCCCUCGUACGCAUAGAGGGAAAGCAGAAGGAUUCUCCAAAAUCUGAGAAGAGUAACACCAAAAUCCUUACUAAAUCUCAGGUUGAUCAAGAGCUAUCAAAGAUUAAGGGCAUGACUGCCGAAGAAGCUGCUGCAGCUGCUGCAAAGGCAGUUGCAGAGGCUGAAGCUGCAAUUGCAGAAGCUGAAGCUGCAGCAAGGGACGCUGAUGCAGCAGAAGCUGAAGCAGAAGCAGCACAAGUUUUUGCCAAAGCAGCCAUAAAGGCAUUCAAGUAUCGAACACGUCAUCUGAUGGCUUAAACUCAUCAAAACAUUGGGCAUGAAACAUGCAUUGGAUUUCGCAUCUUGCUGAUGCAGUCUUAUGGAACUCCUACUUUGUCCAUAACUGUAAAUGCGUUUAGUCUUGUAAAUAGCAGAAAUGCAAUAUCAAACUAUUAAAUCGUGUUCCUUUGGUUGGGAGCGCAUAGGUUUUUUUGACGUGGAGACUCUUUAACGCGGUAAAGAGUAGAAAUGGGUACAAGUAUUCAGAAAUAGGACUCUAGAUUGGCGAAAAUGAAUUAUGUGCCUAUCUUUUUUAAGGUUAGUCAAUCCAAUGGAAGAGUGAUUUUUGUGUAUGAAUUGCCCCAUCUGUAUGCUUGUUGAGUCUGGAAUGAAAAAGGAUUUUUGAUAGCUCAA
Messenger RNA from Ricinus communis (castor bean), 1527 nucleotides. Its product is annotated as telomere repeat-binding factor 2. Gene Ontology annotation, cellular component: nucleosome. The record is from RefSeq and is a predicted model, not a curated record. The transcript has 7 exons. Lineage: Eukaryota; Viridiplantae; Streptophyta; Magnoliopsida; Malpighiales; Euphorbiaceae. Gene Ontology annotation, biological process: nucleosome assembly. Bases 262 to 1152 code for a protein of 296 amino acids. Gene Ontology annotation, molecular function: double-stranded telomeric DNA binding.